Messenger RNA from Morus notabilis, 1340 nucleotides. RefSeq names its product uricase-2. The transcript has 8 exons. The record is from RefSeq and is a predicted model, not a curated record. Gene Ontology annotation, cellular component: peroxisome. The coding region runs from base 133 to 1056 and encodes 307 amino acids. Gene Ontology annotation, biological process: urate catabolic process; purine nucleobase catabolic process. Gene Ontology annotation, molecular function: urate oxidase activity. NCBI's taxonomy places the organism in Eukaryota, Viridiplantae, Streptophyta, Magnoliopsida, Rosales, Moraceae.
AGAAAAAAAAAAAAAAAACAAAAACAAAAACAAAAGAACUCUUCUGUUCAAGUGAGCGCCAACCAAAAAGCAAAACUUGGUAAACAUCAUCUUCUUCUUCUUCUUCUUCGUCUGCCUCUAGAUUGAUCGGCCAUGGCGAACGAGAAUGACGGGUUCAAGUUCGAGCAGAGGCACGGCAAGGCGAGGGUGAGAGUGGCCAGAGUGUGGCGGAACCCCGACGGACGCCAAUCCGUCGUGGAGUGGAGCGUCAGCAUCAGCCUCUUCUCCGAUUGCCAAAACGCCUACUUUCGCGAUGAUAAUUCCGACAUCGUCGCCACCGACACCAUGAAGAACACCGUAUAUGUAAAAGCAAAGGAAUGUAAAGGACAACUUUCAGCUGAGGACUUUGCAAUUCAACUAGCUAAACACUUCACAUCAUUUUACCGGCAGGUAUAUGCUGCCAUUGUAAAGAUAGUUGAAAAGCCUUGGGAACGUGUGCAUGUAGAUGGUCAACCACAUAAUCAUGGUUUUAAACUCGGAUCUGAAAGGCAUACAACAGAGGUAAUAGUAGAGAAGUCUGGCUUACUAAAGUUGACUUCUGGUGUUGAAGGAUUGGCUUUACUUAAGACAACAAAGUCUGGUUUCGAGGGGUUUAUUAGGGAUAAAUACACAGCCCUUCCUGAGACACAAGAGAGGAUUCUCGCAACAGAGGUAACUGCAUCCUGGAGGUACUCGUAUGAAUCUGUCUCUAGCAUUCCUCAAAAGCCGCUUUACUUUACGGAGAGAUAUCUGGAUGUGAAAAAAGUAUUGGUGGACACUUUUCUGGGUCCUCCAAAAGAGGGUGUCUAUAGCCCAUCUGUUCAAAGUACUCUUUAUCAAAUGGCAAAGGCUGCUCUCAACAGGUUUCCCGACAUAUCAUCCGUGCAACUUAAAAUGCCAAACCUCCAUUUCUUACCUGUUAAUCUGUCAAGCAAGGAUAGUAGUAUUGUGAAGUUCGAAGAUGAUGUUUAUUUGCCAACAGAUGAACCACAUGGAUCAAUUGAAGCUAGCUUAACCCGCUUCUGGGCAAAACUGUAAUGCCUGAUCCUUUCUGCAGGCUUAAUGUAAGCACUUCAUUCGCAAAAGUCGACUUGUCAUUUUCCUGAAGCCGGAGAUGCAAAAUGUAUAUACAUACAAUGAAUAAACAUGCCUGUAAGCAGAUGGAACUAAAUUACGUUUCAGGAUUACGUUUGUGUCAACUUAGAGAAUGCCAAGUUUGACGUCUGUAUUUUCUUCCCCCUAAACCGACGCAUUGACAUGCGAUUUCAUGAUGCGUAGUGUAAACUGGUCCAACAAAUAAAAUCUCUCGACAUUGACGAGUA